AUGUCUCCGCUUGAUCUUCUUGUUCUUUUCCUUUCUGUUCAUACGCUCGCUUCUCCUGUCGUCAAACGCGAUGCUCCGGACUUUGCAUUCGACGGCGACGCUCCCUUCACCGUCUCUGCCAGCGAUCUGGCAGCAUCGCUGACAUGCCCCAACGGCAACCCAACUCAAGACUCCCCACCUGUCUUGCUAGUCCACGGUACAGCAACCACAGGCGAAGAAUCAUGGGGGGAUGGCUACAUCCCAGCUCUCCUGGCAAACGGCUAUACAGGCUGCUACAUCACCAUCCCCAACCGCUCCAUGGGCGACAUGCAACUCAACGCCGAAUACGUCGCCUACAACCUCCACUACCUCUCCCACCUCUCCGGAAACCUCCCAACCGCCGUCAUAACCCACAGCCAAGGCGGCCCCAACACGCAAUGGGCCCUGCAAUUCUGGCCCAGCACCCGCAACAUCACCCGGGCCUUCGUCGCGCUCUCGCCCGACUUCGCCGGUAUCGAUCUGCUGGGUAGUCCCAGCUUGCUGAACGAUAUCUGCGAGGGCGGGUUGUGUCAGGCGAGCAUGUGGCAGCAGAGUGCGGGGAGUCGUUAUUAUGAUGCGUUGCAUGGGCAUGGGUUUAUGGAACUUGUGCCGACGACUACGGUUUGGACGCAGUUCGACGGCGUCGUCGUCCCGGCCCAGAACAACGCACAACUCCCCGGAGCCACCGUCCUCUCCGUGCAAAGUCUCUGUCCUCUCCGACCGACGAAUCACGUUACAAUGACCAUCUCCUCAGCUGCAUACUCCCUCGCCCUCGACGCUUUGAACAAUAACGGUGUUGCGAGUCUCUCGCGCGUCAAGAAGAACGCGCUGAGCAUCUGUCUUCGAAUCACUGCUAAGGGCAUGAAUGUCUCUGUGGCGAAGGAUUUGCAGUCUCUGCUGGAGAAUUUGGUGAAAGGAUUCUUGCUUGGUACGGCGAAGCUCAAGGCCGAGCCUGCAAUUGCUGCCUAUGCGCAAUAG
This is a messenger RNA of Zasmidium cellare ATCC 36951, 996 nucleotides long. RefSeq lists its product as uncharacterized. The coding region runs from base 1 to 996 and encodes 331 amino acids. Lineage: Eukaryota; Fungi; Ascomycota; Dothideomycetes; Mycosphaerellales; Mycosphaerellaceae. The transcript is spliced from 4 exons. The record is from RefSeq and is a predicted model, not a curated record.